AUUGUAUAAUACACUUAGACAAUACUUAAAAUAUGAAUUAACAACACGUGUUAUGCUUAUCAAGAAACUGCUACGCAUAAGGCACCUACCUUGCCUACCUCUAUUUUUGUUUUCUUCUCUUGGUUUUCUACUCUAUGCUUUUUGUUAUGGUAAAGAUAAACAACAGAAAAGUCAGCGUGAGAGACUGGAUUAUCUUAGAGCCAUGGCUGGUGUCCAGACUCUCGAAUUAGAGAUCCAAGUGAAUAUGACCGCCGAGAGAUUCUUCAAGACUUUCAAGAAGAAAGAAGGAAAUUUCACGGACAAGACAGAGGCAGUUUAUGUUCAUCGUGACGAUCCCACAUCCAACUCCUCUAUUCAGAUCUGGAAUUUCAUCGUUGAUGGAAAAAUGGAGCAGAUCAAAGAGAAGAUAGACGUAGAUGAAGAGAACAAGUCGGUGUCUUUCUUAGCUCUUGAAGGAGAUGUGUUAAAGCAAUAUAAGAGCUAUAAGAUAACACUUGACGUUGUUCCUAAGGAUCAUAAAGUUUGUAUUGCAAAGUGGACAUGGGAAUACGAGAAGUUAAAUGACGACGUUCCUCCCCCUACCAGAUACACUGCGUUCGUUGAAGAUUACACACGCGACCUCGAGACUAGAUUGUUGUCUGAAUCAUGAAUAUAUCAUCAAUGUCUCCGAGUUCCUUGUCAAAUAAAUCAGAUCUUGCUAUGAAAAUAAUAUUUUUAUAAAUUUUCAUAAAUGAUGACAUGAAACAAAUCGCAUAUUAACUAAUAUGAAAAUACAGUAUUAAUUUUACUCACAGAAUAGAUCUGAAGUGUCAAGGAUAUCAUAUCCUUGACACAAAGUACCUAUUUCAAUUGUUGUGUGCACUUACUUUUACAAAUGGCCAACCAUUAAAUUUUUAAAUGUUUACA
Messenger RNA from Arabidopsis thaliana (thale cress), 906 nucleotides. Its product is annotated as Polyketide cyclase/dehydrase and lipid transport superfamily protein. Lineage: Eukaryota; Viridiplantae; Streptophyta; Magnoliopsida; Brassicales; Brassicaceae. The record is from RefSeq and is marked reviewed. Gene Ontology annotation, biological process: defense response. The transcript is spliced from 2 exons. Bases 53 to 649 code for a protein of 198 amino acids.